AUGCCAGUAGAUGCCGCCAAACAAUACUUUAUAAACACAUCUGGCUCCGACUUGUCUUCCUUUUUUGAAACAGAUCUCUUAAAGUCUGUACGCAAUGCCUUGCAGCACCGCCAGCCACCGUCUCGGAUUCUUGGCAGGAUCAAACGUCGUAUACCUGAUACCAAGACCGAGGAAGAACUCUCUUGGAGCUCCUCUGCCGUGAUAUGGACAGUUGGUGGUCGUCUACAGCGCCAGUGGUGCUUUCCUCGGGACGAAGAAGAGAUCCGGAGCGUCUGUUGGGCAUACUUUGAUAUCAAACCUCCGAUACAUGUCACUAAAAACCGAAUGGACGAAGCAUCUCAAUCGCUGGAAGAUGCUUUCAGCAAGCCGUCCCCUUCUGUUUUUGGUCCAUAUGGAUCAGCAGUGCGAGAUGCGGAAAGUAGAACGAUAGCCAGGGCUACUCAGGAAGAUAACACAAAAUUAGAUUCAGGACUGAGAAUCGUUCGCUCAGUGUGCAUCGUCUUCCGGACACAUGCGCGACUCUACAGCGAGGACGGGAACGAAUACUAUGUGAACAUACCAUUUAUUGUUCGACAAGUAUGGCCCCUAUUCCCGACAGGUUUUGCUCUCGAAGAAGAACCACGAAUCGAACCUAUUCCAUGGGCCAUCCCCUACCUCAAUCCCGAAAUUGGCUUGCACUCUCUCUCGAGUCCAACUGGAGAGGUAUCUCCUAUUGGUAUCGCCCAUCGCAUCUGUCGAACCUCGCCGCAUUCGGCCAUCAUUUUUCAAGAGGAUCACCCACGCCCCAACAAGGACCUAUCCACAUUUUCGACCAUCAAGGCUGGCGAACACGUCAUAUUUGUACACGAGUACAAGUUUGACGCGCCUCAAAUUAUCAUAACGGUGGAUACACGUCUCCAAAUGGUCCAUUGCUAUGCAUAUGGACGAUCACCAUCAGAAGAGCCAACGCUGAAUGGUAGUAUCAACUCGGGACUCGAACAACCCGUUAAUUCAACCGCGGAUCUCGACGCUCUAGUUGCUGCAUACCAGUCGGAAGGCCGAAGUCCAAGGCUUACCACAGAGUGGUUAAUGCAAUCGGGAGCAAUAGGUUCCAGGUGGCAUCAUGCGGCUGUUGAUGGAAGUGACAAUGGUUUAGAUCUGGACCAGCCUUUGAGUAUAAGGAUGACAUCGCUUCACGAACAACCCUUGGAGGAGGAAGAGGAUAUCGUCGGUCCAGAGUACUGGCUCCAGCGCCUAACUUCAAUCCCAGUGGAUGCAGAAACGGCUGAACACUGGAGCGAUAUUGUCGCUGUUCCGUUCAAUCAAGGGGGAGACCAUGAAUCUUGCUGCAGUUACGCUUUAAUGAUUCCCCACAUAUCCAGCUUUCGUGUAGUUCAUAUCGCAUGGGAGAGCGACAUAUCACUACCGCGCUCCUCACUCACCGCAUCCUUCGACGUUCACCCCGUCCCCGCUCGCUCAAUUGCUAGUGUUCAAGCGCUUCGAGAUGAGCCAGUCGACCUUCUGAUAGUCCAGUUGGAUCACUCUCUCGUCUUGCGUUCCGGGCCCCAACUCUACACCUUGGCUAUGAAGCACAAUGGCCAUGGGUUUGAGAUUUGCAGUAUCCACCCGGCGGACAGCGAUGUACCCGCACAAGAAUAUGCAAUUGCGCUGCACGAGGUAAUCUCCGCACAUGGCACCGAAGUGGAAAUCCGACUGUUGGGUGGCAACAUAGUUCACUUGUCACUGGACCUCACACCCCGAAAUCGACUUGUGCACGAAGUCCUUUCUUGCCUUCGAUUCGCCAUGUCACAUUCACAAUUCAGGGCACUUCGAUAUCGCUAUCUAAAUAUGUGGCUGGGUCAAGGUCGACCGACCACAGUAGAGAAAGAAAUGGACUGUUUAUUUAUCACGCUUUUCCAAAUCCUUGGUGACGAUGGGUUUUCGGAGGGGAUGCUCUCCAAGGAUUCCAAGUCGCUCGACGUAUUGACAGGGACAGCGUCUCAUCGGCGGCUUAGGUACGACGCGGCAUUGGUCGGAUUUGGCAUUCCUCAGGCUCAAAUUUCCAAACCAUCCCCACCUCCUUUGCAUCCGAGUGCGGCCCCCAUUCUCCUCGCAUUGCACAUCCUUGGACAAUCUCUCAAGAUCGACACAAAACGUGCAUCACUACUCCAGUUUCUUGUACCUGCAAUCCUCAGGAUAUCGAUUGCUCUAGCACCCGAAUGGGCAGAAUACUGGUCGAGACAGUCAUCAGAUGCAAUUGAAGCGUGGUCAAUGAGUGAUGGCAAGACAUUUCAACGGGCAACAGCUUCCCGUGCGCCCACCGGAUAUCAUCGAACACUGCUUAUAUGGCAAAAUGUGGGUAUCCUUGGCGACAUUUCUUCCAUAUUCGGAAUCCAGGUAGACGCAGACCAUGGCUACCCAGUUUCUUCCCCAUGCACAAACCUCGAAGAUAUUGGCAGGAUGUUCGUAUUAAUUCGAGGCGGGACUCCAGGGCGUAACAUACAAAGCGUUGAAGCACUUACAAGCCUUAUGAUUGAAAGGAAGUGGACGAGAGAGUCCCUCGACUCUCUACCAAUCUGCCUCCAGAUUCCAAUUCGCGAAAGCCUUCGACUUCUUCAGAUCAGUCCAAAGCUCAGCUACCCUUUGGAGACUUAUGAGCUCAUUGACCGUCCUGACCUUCUUGAGCUUGUGCAAUGCAAUCCAGUUGUCGACGACUAUCUUGGGUCAAGCGACAGAAGUAAGCACGAUGUCAUUGGCAGCGUAGAACAGGUAGCCACCCAUGGAGGCUCGGGUCAAAUUCUUAUGCCGGGGAACUCUGGACUGUUGCCCAAAGAUCUUUUCACCCAGAUACGGUGGAUAGACGAUCGAAGAAUAGAAGAGGUCGAGCUCAUAUUGCAAAGCUCUCGAAUACCCGUCGCCAAGAUUCAAUAUACUCUGCCGGAAAACGAGCACGAGAAGGAGCAUUCAGCGCUCGUUCUUCGUAUCUCCGAACGCACGCUAUCGUUGCCGCCAGGACGUGCACUAUUCACGUAUGGUUGUGUCAAUGUUGCGACGCCAGACGCAUAUGCUAUACCCAAGAUAGAGCUUGCGGUCAGAAUCAUGCCAUCCAACAUCGUAAUGCUGCUCGAGCAAGCAAAGCUUACGUCGGAAACCAAGAGCUGGGCUGAAUUUCACAACGGAGUUGCCGCAGGGCUUCGAUUAUCCCCACACCUGUCCUCUAUCGAAAGCUCCUGGGUUCAGUUUGCCAAACCAUCGGAGCUGACCGCGGAGCACGCGGGGUUCCUCUUUGGGCUCGGUCUUAAUGGACACCUCAAGCACGUCGACACUUGGAACACGUUUUCAUACCUUUCUCCCAAACAUGACCACACAUCCAUGGCGAUCUUGUUAGGCUUGGCAGCUUCCAAUGUCGGCUCCUCAAGUCAGUACAUCACGAGCCUGAUCGCCGUACACACCCCCGCUCUGCUUCCAGUACGCACAGUUGACAUCAACGUAUCACUCCUCACACAGAGUGCGGGUCUAGUCGCCCUUGGUCUGGUCUUCCUUGGGACUGGAGACAGACGACUUGCGGAUAUCGCCCUGCGCGAGAUUUCAAGGACCGAUCUUAUGGUACCCACACAUGGUGUUGACAACCGCGAAGCGUACACAUUGGCCGCUGCCUUUGCGUUUGGAAUGAUCAUGGUCGGCAAGGGAUCUAGGACUCAUGGGCUCGCAGACAAUGCGUGGCUGAAUCGUUUCCGGGUCAUGAUUCAUGGUGACAGAAAAGCCUCGAUAGAGCCAGAAGGCACGAGGAGCUUUGAUGUCAACAUUACCGCACCAGGAGCUUGUCUGGCUCUUGCCAUGCUCUACCUCAAGUCAGGUCGCAGUGAUGUAGCAGACAUUGUCUCUGUUCCGACGACCCGAGUAGCUUUGAACACUGUUCCGCCAAAUCUUCUUCUUCUCCGAACGUUGGCAAAGUCCCUCAUACUCUGGGACGAAAUUCAACCCACCGUAGACUGGGUCAACUCCCAGUAUGCGCCCAUGAAAUCGUUCGGAGGCGAUGGACCCAACGACGCCCCAACCGUCAACGCACUCGACAUUGCCAGUUAUAAUGUCAUAGCGGGUGCAUGCAUGGCCAUGUCCCUAAAGUAUGCUGGUACAGCGUCAGCGGAUGCGUGGAAGGUCGUAGUAUUCUUCUAUGACAUCCUCAUCCGUGGAGUAUACGCUAAUGCGCGCACGUAUGAACAUUCGAUCCGCAGGCAAGCAACAAGGGACGCAAUCAAUGUACUCUCUUGUGCAAUGGCGAUCAUUAUGGCGGGUUCGGGCUAUCUUGACUGCUUGCAGCGGUUACGAUUUGCCCAUGGAAAAUACACGACGCCCAACAAAUUUGGAAUGCACAUGGCCAAUCAUAUGGCAAUGGGAUUGCUAUUCCUCGGAGGUGGUCGAUAUACCUUGGGCACAUCCGAUGCGGCAAUAUGUGGGCUCUUGAUAGCAUUCUAUCCCCGCUUUCCACUUUUCGGAUACGACAACCGCUUCCAUCUCCAAGCACUUCGCCAUCUCUGGGUCUUGGCUGUAGAGCCACGCUGCCUCAUCACUCGCGACAUCGACAGUCGUAAAGUCAUUUUUCUCCCCGUAAAGCUCAGGGUGGCCGAAGCAGAUUUUCGAAUCGCCUCUCUACCGCUUCUUGCCCCGACCUUGACCCCAGAUUUCACGUCUAUCCGCUCCGUUCGUGUGGACAGUCCGAGGUACUGGCCAAUCUUUAUCGACUUUCAAGCCCUGCCUCAGAUGAAGGAUGCAUUCAUCCGGAAUCAGACUCUCUGGGUGAAGAGAAGGAGAGGAUAUCUGGGCUACUUUGAAGAUCCGCACUGUACCCUCAGCAGCUUUGCGCGGUCUACAGGAGGCGCAGCAGGGGACACCGCCUGUCUCGAGGUCCCCGAGCUUCUCAAGUCCCAGAGCCACACGUCGCGCGACUUUGGCGAGUUCAUGUCCGCGUUCACAGAGGAUGACCGAGCGACCACAUUCGCCGAACGGUUAUGCACUGACCAAACAGCCCACAGCACCCGAAAACAAAGAGAAGAUGCAUUUAUCAGUCUCGAACGAACAUGGAUAACGUUUUGCCAGGCGGCCAUGAUGGACUGCUUCGCUGCGGACACAAUGGAUCUUCUUGGUGUACACCUCACUGCCCACUCAAUGCGAGUACAGGAUUUCAAGGGUUCAUCGAGUGCAAUGAGCGGAAACCUUGCGGACCUGACUGCGUUGAGCGAGUGGUAUGGUUCCGCGAACAUUCGCGGCCCUACUUUACUGCGUACGCAGUUGAUCAAAUCAAUUCUCCUCGUCGGUCAAAGCAAAGUCGAUGCACUACGCCAUAAUUCCUCCUUCAUGACCCAGCUGCGACAUUAUGCCAAUGGUCGAGGGAUCCAAGAGACCGAUCCUUCUGCAAGGAGAACUCUCGGCAGACAGCUCGGAUUCUACUUGACUCACACCAAUACACCAUCGGCAACCACACUACGCAGUCUCAAAUCUCUUUACAUCGAGACCGUCCAGGCAGGGCUCGAGAAACGGUUGGCCCCCGAGUCGAUGCGAAGUGCCCUGAUGAUGGUGAUGAAGGAGACGGUAGAAAAGGCGUUUGGAUUGCAUUGGCAAUGGCAGGCGAUCAUGGACAUUAUCAUCUGUUGGCGCAAUGGUUGA
Serendipita indica DSM 11827 is the source of this 5643-nucleotide messenger RNA. The record is from the annotation of a GenBank genome assembly. NCBI's taxonomy places the organism in Eukaryota, Fungi, Basidiomycota, Agaricomycetes, Sebacinales, Serendipitaceae.